UAAAAUUGCAGUUUACUCUUUAAUAUACUACUAUCUCAUCCUUCUAUUUUGUUACUUCAUUUAUCAGUUUCUUUAUUACUUAGUUUACCAAUGACUGAUUUUUUUCCUCUUGCUCAAUUGUUGAUUGUUAGGCUGCACGGUAUGGAACCGUCGCCCAGGCCGUCGUGGAUCGUCGCCGGCGUCGAAUCAUCCCGCCCCCUCCCGUCACCGUCGAGGACGUCGAGUUGCGGACGGUCAAGACGGUCCAAGCUGCUGGGCCCCCCUUCGUUUUUGACUGGUAAUAACCAACCGGGUGACGGGUUUUGGUCCAAGGUAUUGACCAAGUUUCUCGCCAUGAUGGACCAAGGCCCGUAUAGAGAUAUCGACUCGGUUUCCUCGAAGUGGUGAAAAUUGAACUCGGCCGUUAAUCGGUUUUGCGAGGAGUAUAACAAGUUAUAUACAAGUGACCGUCGUAGCGGGUGGAACGACGAAGAUGUGUUCAAAAUGGCAUUGGAAAAGUAUAAGCAAAAUAAUCAUGGUUCCAACUUUCCUCACGUUCGCGCGUGGAUGGUUCUAAAAAACGACCCAAAAUGGGCGCCCAUUCCUAACGAGGUGGCGAUGGCGAAACGCCAAAAAACAUCGGAAACGGGUAGUUUAAGCGCCGGUGGAUCGGACGCGAGGUGUCACAUUAACUUAAAUGAUGACGCCGACUAUGACGAAGACGAGUAUAACGUACGUGAACCCGAGCGUCCACCGGGCCGAGACAAAACAAAAAAGGAGCGGGCCAAGGGAAAAGGAAAGGAAACGGUGGACCCGAACAUGGUUGAGUUUAUGGAACACCUAAAAGUGUACAACGACAUAUCGGCCCAAAAGUCGAAGGCGAAGGAGCGGGCCGUCGAAGAAAAAAGUCGUGCAUCGGACGAGAAGUUAAAAGAAAAGGUCCGAUUGUCGAAUGAGAAAAUCCUAAUCUCCGAUGAAAAAAUUCGGCUUAAGGAAUGGGAAAUAAUGAUGAUGAAUGUCGAGAACGAACCCGAGCCGAAACGUUCGAUGUUGAAAAAACUACAAAACGACAUCAUGAAAAAGCAUCAAAUUAUUUAACUUUAUGUUUAUUUUUAUUAAGUCUUUUUUUUUAAGUUUAUGUUUUUUUU
This is a messenger RNA of Helianthus annuus (common sunflower), 1127 nucleotides long. Its product is annotated as caldesmon-like. NCBI's taxonomy places the organism in Eukaryota, Viridiplantae, Streptophyta, Magnoliopsida, Asterales, Asteraceae. The coding region runs from base 484 to 1077 and encodes 197 amino acids. The record is from RefSeq and is a predicted model, not a curated record. The transcript has 2 exons.